AUGCGAAGUGUUUGUAACCAACCGAAAUUAAUUAUCAGUGUUUAUGGAGGUCGCAAGUAUUUUACAAUGAGUGAAGAUAUCGAAAAAGAAUUUAUGGAUAGUAUGGCAGAAGCAGCCAUCACUUCAGGAACGUGGAUUAUUACGUCUGGUCUGAACAACGGUGCUGCAAAGUUAAUUGGUGAAGGAGUUGCUCGUCUUCGAGCAUUAGUAUAUAAGAAACGAGAUGUGACUUUAGUCGGAAUGGCCUGGUGGGGAAAUAUAGCAGAAAAAGCGAGAACAAUGGUGUUACAGCUACAGAGGAAAUAUUCUAGAACAAAUAGUCGUGAAACGAUUCUUACCAAUACCAAAGUUCCUUUUCGAUUUGAUGAUAAAGACACUCAUGCUCUGGAAAGGAAUCAUACGCAUUUUUUGCUUUUGGAUGAUGGCAAGUAUCGUAGCCAGGAUAAACGUGAAGAAAGUUCGUCAUCAGAGCAACAAGCAGAAUUUAUGAAAAUUAUCAACUAUCCAAAAGAAAUGCAACGUUCUGAUUUUGUUACACAUGCUUGUGAGAUUGAAAAGUGCUAUAGUGUAACUAUUGUGAUUGAAGGUGGUAUCAAUCCUUGUCUAGCAAUUUUGAAUGACAUUCAAUAUAAACGUCCAGUUGUUUUCGUUCAAGUAUAUAUUGUUUUAUGCAUAAAUACUGUUCACUUGCUUUCUUUGCCUGAAUAG
Messenger RNA from Rotaria sp. Silwood1, 708 nucleotides. Lineage: Eukaryota; Metazoa; Rotifera; Eurotatoria; Philodinida; Philodinidae. The record is from the annotation of a GenBank genome assembly.